Messenger RNA from Linum trigynum, 1686 nucleotides. The record is from the annotation of a GenBank genome assembly. NCBI's taxonomy places the organism in Eukaryota, Viridiplantae, Streptophyta, Magnoliopsida, Malpighiales, Linaceae.
AACCAACACUGAUCAUUGAUUAACCCGAUCCUUGAUUACAACGUAUACAUAUCAACUGGUAAAAAGAAGACACAUUUGGUAAGCCAUGGAGAUUCUGUCAGUGAUAGCCUCACUCUACGUCCUGUCUCUCUUGUUCCUUGUAGCAAGCCGCCGGCCGAGAGGAAACUGGAAGCCAUGACGGCCGGAAAGAUCAUGGGGCGAAGCAGGAACCUCGGGGUGGAAGAGCUGAGGUUCCUGCUGAAGGCCGCCUCCAGGUCCGGGAUGUCGGAGGAAACGUACGGCCCCAAGAGCGUGAUGGAGGGGAGCGAAGGGCGGCCGUGCCUGGCAGACGCUUACGCAGAGGUGGACGAGAUGGUCUUCUCUACAGUCGACGGGCUCCUCGCCAAGACAGGGAUCCCGCCAUCGGAGAUCGACAUCUUGGUCACCACCAUCUCCUUGCUUUCUCCGGCUCCUUCAUGGACUGCUCGGAUCCUUAACAGAUACAAAAUGAGGGAAGACGUGAAGGUGUACAAUAUCUCGGGGAUGGGCUGCAGUGGGAGCGUGUCAGGAAUCGAUUUGGUCCAACAAUUGAUGAAAUCCAACAGGAACUGCAAUGCCAUAGUCGUGAGCACGGAGGUCAUGGGCCAGAACUGGUACGGCGGCAAGGAGAAGUCAAUGUUGCUUUCCAACAUCUUGUUUCGCGCCGGCGCAUGCUCCAUGCUCUUCACCAACAAACCGGCCCUCCAGAACUGAACCAUACUGAAACUGAAGUGCCUGAACCGGACCCACAUAGGCGAGGACGACGAAUCUUAUCGCUGCUGCUUCGAGAAUGAGGACAAGUUUGGUUUCAGAGGGUUUCACUUGUCCAAGAAACUAACCACAUUUGCUGCGGACGCAUUGACCAAGAACCUUAGGGUGCUGCUUCCUAAGGUUCUACACACACGAGAGAUGGUCUGUUACGAGUUGGUGUCAAAACCGGAUGUUGUCUGAGUCAAUCUCAAGUCUGGAAUUGAUCACUUUUGUAUUCACCCAGGAGGGAGGGCAGUGAUUGAUACGGUCGGCAAGAGAUUGUGGCUCGACAGUUACGACGUGGAGCCAGCGAAAAUGACACUCUUCAAGUUUGGGAACACGUCUUCUGCCGGGCUGUGGUACGUUUUGGCGUAUAUGGAGGCUAAGAAGAGGCUGAAAAAGGGGGAUGUGAUUCUGAUGAUCAGCCUUGGGGCGGGUUUCAAGUGCAAUAACUCGGUCUGGGAGGUAAUGAGAGACUUGGGAAGGCCAAGCGUGUGGGAAGACUGUAUCAAUGACUACCCUCCAACCCACUUGGAAAACACUUUCAUAGGGAACCUGGGUCACUUGAUUGAUAACUUAGAAGCUUGCGGUGCGUAAUGGUUCUGUUCUGUGGGUUAGAUGGAUGUCUGGGUCAUAAUAUAAUGAACCCUUCAAAUUUACAUCUUCCAUUUGUUUUCUCUUUGUGUAUGUUGUCCGUUAAAAGUUUCCACUUUGUUUCCAAAAUUACGGUCUCCAAUAAUAAAAUUAUCAAUAAAUUUGUGUUUAUUUUGUGUCCUUCGAGGUCGUUUGGAUGCAAGAUUUUACUGAAUUCCCCAUCAUGCAGAUUCUGUGCAAAUCACUCAUUUGGUAUGAGCUGUUACAACGAGUGAUUUUGAGCAUGCCGCAUAUCAAAAUUCUCAAUGAACGGAUUUUAAAAUA